AUGAACCCCGCGCAGCUCCCCAUUAACGACCAACUCACCUACUUCAGAACCGCCGUCUCAACCAACAAGACCCUCCUCACCGUUCUCUCUCGCGCUGCAUCCCUGCAUCUGCCAAACUGGUAUCUUGCGGGCGGCUCCAUCUCCCAGACAAUAUGGAACUACAUGUCUGGCCUGCCAGCCGAGCACGGCAUCAAUGACUACGACCUCGUGUACCACGACGCCUCCGACUUGUCGUAUGAGGCAGAAGACGCCGUGAUCCAAAGCGGCAAGACGCUCUUUGCAGACAUACCCGUCGAGGUUGAGAUUCGCAACCAAGCACGCGUUCACCUGUGGUAUGGACCGAAAUACGGAAUCCCAUGUCCGGAGCACAAGUGCACAGAGUCCGCUAUUGAGCAGUGGCUGACGACGAGUGCCAUGGUGGGUAUCCAUGUGCGUGAGGAUGGCGAGUGGGAUGUUUUUGCGCCAAGGGGGUUUUCGGACUUUUUCAACCUGGUCGUGAGACCGCAUCAGGCGUUGGGGACGAAGGAGGCGUAUGAGAAGAAGGUGAGGCGGUGGAGGGGAAACUGGGAUAAUUUGGCCGUGAUUCCGUGGGCGGAUGAAUUGAAGCGGCCUGCGAAUUGA
Molecule: messenger RNA, 621 nt
Organism: Pochonia chlamydosporia 170
Lineage: Eukaryota; Fungi; Ascomycota; Sordariomycetes; Hypocreales; Clavicipitaceae
Exons: 1
Coding region: 1-621 (206 amino acids)
Source: RefSeq, a predicted model, not a curated record